AUCUUGAAUUUUCCCAAGAAAAUCCUCCCGAUUUCCCUGUAAUGGGAAAGAUUUUCCGGGAAUAUUCCAAACCCAGCGCCUCCUCUUCCUCCUCAUCUUCUUCCCCGUCUCAGAGCACCACAUCAACCUCGAUUACCGAAACCGUCAAUGGAUCUCACCAAUUCAAAAUCACCGGCUAUUCUUUAUCGAAGGGUUUAGGGAUCGGCAAGUACAUAGCGUCCGAUACUUUUAUGGUGGGCGGCUACGCUUGGGCGAUCUAUUUCUAUCCUGAUGGGAAGAGCGUAGAGGACAAUGCGACGUACGUUUCGUUGUUUAUUGCGUUGGCGAGCGAGGGAACCGAUGUGAGGGCUCUGUUUGAGUUGACUUUGUUGGAUCAGAGCGGGAAGGAGCGCCACAAAGUGCAUAGCCAUUUUGGGAGGACGCUCGAGAGCGGGCCCUACACGCUCAAGUAUCGUGGGAGCAUGUGGGGCUACAAGCGUUUUUUCAAAAGAGUUCUUCUGGAACAAUCAGACUACCUCAAAGAUGAUUGUCUUUCAGUUCACUGUAGUGUUGGUGUUGUGAAGUCACACACAGAAGGGCCCAAGAUCUAUUCCAUAGCUGUACCACCUUCUAACAUUGGUCAGCAUUUGGGGAAACUACUGGAAAGUGGAAAGAGAACUGAUGUAAAUUUUGAAGUUGAUGGUGAAGUAUUCGCUGCUCACAAAUUGGUGCUUGCCGCUCGUUCACCUGUAUUCAGGGCACAACUCUUUGGUCCGAUGAAGGAUCAGAAUACUCAGCGUAUAAAAGUUGAGGACAUGGAGGCCCCGGUUUUUAAGGCUUUGCUGCAUUUCAUAUACUGGGACACUGUACCUGACAUGGAAGAGAUUACUGGUAUGAACUCAAAGUGGGCUUCAACUUUGAUGUCUCAGCAUCUGCUUGCAGCGGCAGAUAGGUAUGGUUUAGACAGGCUCAGAUUGCUUUGUGAGACCAAUCUUUGUGAGGACGUUGCCAUUAACACUGUGGCAACCACAUUAGCUUUGGCAGAGCAUCACCAUUGUUUCCAGCUGAAGGCUGUUUGUCUCAAAUUUGUUGCCAUGCCUGAAAAUUUGAGAGCUGUGAUGCAAACUGAUGGUUUCGAGUACUUGAAGGAAAGUUGCCCCUCUGUUUUGACAGAACUGUUGGAGUACGUCGCCAGAGUAAGUGAGCACUCUGUAGUAGUAUGCAGGCAAUUUAAUGAAGCUAUCCUUGAUGGGAGUGACGUCAAUGGGAGGCGGGUUAAGCAAAGGCUAUAGGGAAAGCAGCUUUUCAUACAUCUCUUGUAGCCCCCACCAAAAAAAAAGAGAGAAUGAAAGCCUUCUCAUAUGUAGGAUUAGAAACAAUUUUUCUAAGGUCAGCUUCUGUAAUUCUGUAUUUGUAAUUGUUGUAAAUUUAGUUCAUUUGGUGUCCUAUGAUUUGCUUGUUUUAUGGAAUUUGCUUUUGUAGUUUCUCCUAAUCUUGCGUUUCUUGAAUUACCAGUGUGCAUUCUUUGAAUUUCAGUUCAAACGGCAGCUCGCAAUUUCGAACCAAAUGCCUAUUCUUUUAUCUUGUAUAACAUAAUUUCACAAGUUAAAUAUUACAUUCGUUUUUUUUUUUUUUU
Pistacia vera is the source of this 1615-nucleotide messenger RNA. RefSeq names its product BTB/POZ and MATH domain-containing protein 2-like. Lineage: Eukaryota; Viridiplantae; Streptophyta; Magnoliopsida; Sapindales; Anacardiaceae. The transcript has 4 exons. Bases 42 to 1271 code for a protein of 409 amino acids. The record is from RefSeq and is a predicted model, not a curated record. Gene Ontology annotation, biological process: protein ubiquitination. Gene Ontology annotation, molecular function: protein binding.